UCUAAUAAUGUACAUGUCAGAUGCUAUACGCUUGGAACUUUCACGGCUAGUGGUUAAUGACUUUCCCAUACUUCGGCAAAGAGACUUCAAUCAUGGUUUACCGACCUAUUUUAUUUUCAACCAUAAAACUGCGAAGCCCUUUAGGUCUCCCCAGGAGAGGGAUUAAAAUACCUGGGACCCCGGGAAGGCGUCUGUGGUGCGGUUGUUUGAUCCGAAGCUCAGACCGAGUGUUUCUUUAAGUGCGUGUGUGGAGUUCUCCUGCGCCGGGUGAAAGGAGGGGUUGGAGAGUGACGCUGCGCCUUGGUGCUGAGCGGAGCGCUCACCUGCAGAUGAGAGAGCCGGGGAAACUCGGGCCAGAGCUGCAGCACACUCACGGAGCGAGGAGGGACCUAACGAAGGGACUGAGCAACAAGGGGGAUUUACACAAUUACUUAAGAAGAUUCGCGAAUCUAUCCUCUUUCUGGUUCCUCGUCCAGGCAGCCCUGGCUCGCUCGCUCGCCACGAUGAGAACUGACUUCGCUCUGGUCCUGACAGCAGCCCUUCUUUUUGACACGUUCGGGAGGAAUAAUGGGGAGCAAGCUUCCAAAGGUCCCUGCCGACCUGGCUUCUCACAAAGCUUCUACUCUGUGCUGAUUUCAAGGGAUGUACUGCAAGGCCAGGGCACACUCAAAGAUACCGCCGUGUCAUCACAAAAAGUGAAGUUCGAUGACUGCAUGGGGAAUGACGCUGUGGUCUUCCGGAGCAGUGAUCCGAUCUUCAGUGUGCGGACAGAUGGGUCCAUCUAUGCCCAGGGAGAGGGAGCCAGCCUGGACGAACCAGUCCAGUUUAAACUAACAGCCGGGGGUCCCACCACACGAGUCUGGGAGACGGUGAUCCAGCUGGCCCUCAUUGACCCACUGUUACCUCAACAAAAUGAGAAUGAGGUCAUAAAGGAAGAGGGGAAAGUCGCGGAGAGAAAAGAGAGGAAGGAGGCGUCACAAGCACCACCUCCUGUCAUCAUGUUCUCAGGGUCGGGCAGGAACAGCUCCAAGGGUCUGAGGAGACAGAAGAGGGACUGGGUGAUCCCACCAAUCAACGUGGCAGAGAAUUCUCGAGGACCGUUCCCUCAGAUGCUCGUCAGCAUUCGCUCAGAUCAAGACAAGGACAUAUCCAUCCGAUACAGCAUCACUGGGGUGGGAGCAGAUCAACCGCCUAAUGAGGUGUUCAAUAUCGACCCCGUGGUAGGAAAGAUGUUCGUCACCAAACCUCUCGAUCGAGAACAUCGCUCUUCCUACCAUCUGCGAGCCCAUGCUGUGGACAUGAAUGGGAACCAGGUGGAGAACCCCAUCGAUCUGUACAUCUUCGUCAUCGACAUGAAUGACAACAGACCCGAGUUCAAAAACCAGGUCUACAAUGGCUCUGUGGAUGAAGGCUCUAAACCAGGGACGUAUGUGAUGCACGUGUCAGCGUUCGACGGUGACGACAACACCACGGCUAACGGAAUGGUGCGCUAUCGAAUCCUGUCCCAGACGCCGCACAGCCCCAUCCCCAACAUGUUCACCAUCAACAGUGAGACUGGAGAUAUCGUUACCGUGGCAGCCGGCCUCGAUCGAGAGAAAGUGUCCCAGUAUACCAUCAUCGUACAAGCCACGGACAUGGAGGGAAAUCUAAACUUCGGCCUCUCCAACACGGCCACUGCCAUCAUCACUGUCACCGACAUCAACGACAACCCUCCCAUGCUGACCUCAAGAACUUUUUCCGGUGAGGUCCCGGAGAACCGAGUGGAUCUUGUGGUGGCUAAUCUGACGGUGAUAGAUGCUGACCAACCGCACUCUCCGAACUGGAACGCCAUCUACAGGAUCAUCAGUGGAGAUCCGAACGGGCACUUCACCAUCCGCACGGACCCCGUCAGCAACGACGGCAUGGUCACCGUGGUGAAGCCAGUAGACUAUGAGAUGAACCGUGCCUUCAUGCUGACGGUGGUGGUCACCAACCAGGCCCACCUAGCCAGUGGCAUCCAGUCGUCGCUCCAGUCCACAGCUGGAGUCACCAUAUCCGUGCAGGACGUCAACGAGCCCCCUUACUUCCCCAAUAACCCCAAACACAUCCGCUUUGAGGAGGGGGUCCCUGCUGGCACCAGCCUCACGACCUUCUCUGCCUCCGAUCCCGACCGACUAUCGAUGCUGCAGACAAUCAGGUAGGCUCUCCUGCAGCCAGCGGCACGGGCACUCUGCAGAUCUAUCUGAUAGAUAUUAAUGACAACCCCCCAGCACUCAUACCCAGGGAGUCUCAGAUCUGUGAGCGGGUGAACAAGAACGUCCACGGGGUCAACAUCACCGCUGCCGACGCCGACACAGAACCCAACGCUGGACCCUUCGUCUUCGAGCUGCCCAACUUCCCCGCCAGCAUCCGGCGCAACUGGACCAUUUCUCGGAUCAGCGGUGACUACGGCCGCCUUGGCCUGCGGUACCAGAUAUAUCUAGAGCCCGGCGUGUACGAGGUCCCUGUGAUCGUGUCGGACUCGGGGAACCCUCCGAUGUCCAACCGGUCCGUCAUCAAGGUGAAGGUGUGUCCCUGCGAUGAGCACGGAGACUGCACCACCCUCGGAGCUGUGGCCGCCGCCGGCCUGGGGACGGGAGCCAUCAUCUCCAUCCUCAUCUGCAUCAUCAUCCUGCUCAGCAUGGUGCUGUUGUUCGUGUUGUGGAUCAAGCGCAGAGAGAAGGAGAGGCACACCAAGCAGCUGCUUAUCGACCCUGAAGACGAUGUCAGGGACAACAUCUUAAAAUACGAUGAAGAGGGGGGAGGAGAGGAGGACCAGGACUACGACCUGAGCCAGCUGCAGCAGCCUGACUCCUUGGAGCACAUCAUCAGCAAGCCGCCGGGCGUCCGCAGGGUGGACGAGCGUCCCAUCAUCCCCGAGUCCCAGUACCCAAUCAGACCUGUCGUGCCCCACCCUGGAGACAUCGGGGACUUCAUCCACGAGGGUCUGCGAGCGGCGGACAACGACCCCACCGCCCCCCCCUACGACUCCCUGCUGGUGUUUGACUACGAGGGCAGCGGCUCCACCGCCGGCUCCGUGAGCACCCUCAACUCCUCCAGCACGGGGGACCAGGACUAUGACUACCUAAACGACUGGGGCCCUCGCUUCAAGAAGCUGGCCGACAUGUACGGAGGAGGCGACGAUGAUUAAAUAGUCACAUAUCAAACACACACACACACACACACACACCCUCGUCCCGUCAGCUGGCCUGCCAUGCUCUGUCUCUACAACACAUGGAGCUCUUACACCCUUACUGAACACGAGUUAACAAUGACAUGUUCCCACUGACCAACCAACCAAUCCAGAUUCCCCCCCGCAGAGGUCCGGCGGCAGGAUUCUGUUUCCGGGCUUUUCUCAACCGUCUCCUGCUCUAAGCCUGCAGAAGAAACUCUGACUUGCAGGAUCUGUUUGUAUUUUCAAACGCUUGUGCUUUCUUUCCUUCAAAGGUUUUGUGCUAGAUAUAGAUUUUAGUUUUGGGUAGUCAGAUUUUGUUUUUCUCUUUAGUUUGAGCAGCUUUAUUUGUCCCCCACUCCCCUUUGAUUCUGUUCUCCUGAGGGUUUUCACUCCUCCCUCAGUCAGCCCCCCCCCCCUGCCUCUCUGCAGAAGUUUUAGGUUGAGCUGCUUGCUUUGUCUGAGGGGAGCAAAAAGGGAAAAAAAGAAGAACACAGAUAUGAAAGUCCUUCGUGCACGGAGGAUCCUGUUUUAUUCUUUCUUGAACUGGAAUUACUUAGAACAGAAGCACUGUUGUUUAAAAAGUGCCUUCAGUGGUGCGCAUCUUUUAGCAGACUCCCGCUAACUCAGGAUUGGUUGCCAUUCUCUGGGCUUACAUGCCCCCAUAUGACCCCUGACCCUUUAACGCAGACCUUCCCUUGUCAUUCUCAUCGCCCUGCAGCUCUGUGGUAGCUGCAGGAAGUGUCAGUGUCAGUUUCAGAGGAGAGUAGACAGGCCUCUGAGGGCGCUUUAUGUAGACGUACUGCACCUAGGCCUACAGUGUGUCUGUCAGACGAUUCAUUAACUCUUCAAGUCUGGCAUAUCUGUGUUCCUAGAUCACAGCCGACUUGAAUGUGAUUCCUGAAAUCACAGAAAUACUUCAUGGGACUGUCUUAGAGAAGAAAUGCAUUGCGUGUCUUUGUUUAUCGUGGCUUCAAUAGCAGCUGUGUUUGUUUUGAGCGCUCAGUAUUUGCACAAAACUCGAUAAGGCUUGUAACUGAACUUUGAAGAUUGACAUGUCACGUGUGUUACCUCUCUAAUGUUAUUGUAUAUGAAUGAGGGUUAUUUAAAGAGAGUUUGCCUUCAAGAUCAUUCAAGGUUUGCAUGUUUGUCCCUUUGCCCAAAGGUAAUUAACAUGGCAGCAGCUAUUGUGUGGUAAAUGUGUCAAAGAAAAGUAUUUAAACUGUACAAACAUGAGGGAAAAGAAAAACAAUGUGACUCAGCUCUGACAGCGUUACAUGAAGAGUGUACGAGCCCCAUUCUGAGAUCCCUUUCUCUCUUUCAUUUCCUUUCUCUUUUGUUGAUUCACUGUUGUUUCUCAGAAAACUUUUAAUAUACAGACUUUGGUGCUGGUCCAUGUCGCAGAAAUUGAGAGAAUUGAGCCUGAGCCAGGGAAUUAGCGCCUCACAAUCUGUCUCCGUUCAGGCAGCAUUUCAUUCAUUGCAAAUUUUCUCUUGAAUUCUUUGGCUCCAAGUUCAAGAGGUUUUGAAAAGAAGUUAGAGGAAGGAAAAGUCUGUUACGAAGUAUUAUGAAAGCAUACAUGCAAAGCUAAAGCUUCAGUAAAAGACAGUGUGGAUGUGACUUUAAAAUUGAAAAUGCAGCACUACCCAUGGGCGUUUGUAAUCCCAUUUCAGACCCCCCAGAAUCGCAUACAGAGAACUGAAAAGAAAGCACUUUAGCCUUUGUUUUAAAUUAUUGAAAUAUGCAAAACAUUUUGAAGAAGGGACCAGGGAGAUGCUGCCGAAUGAUAGAAAGGUUCAAUCAUUCCUUAUCUUCUGAGUGUUCGAUGAAACACUCCUCGGUUGUUUCAGCUGGUUGACCAGGUCUUCUAUUAAUUAUGAACGCUUGAAGGAAAUCUCAGUAACGACCAUGUGCUUCAGAAGAGGCUCUUUGUUUUUCUCCAGCUGCUUUUCACCCGUUACCUGCUCAUAGUUCACAUGAAUGGCUGUAGAUAAAUACAAUCGUUCCCAAAUGGUAACAAUUGUUUUAACUUUAUGUUCAAAGUAGAUGGAAAGGAAUUCACUUGACAAGAUAUGGAAAUGUUAAUGCAAAUAUUCAUAAUGCCAUUAGAAUGAAAUAAGGAUGAGGUUUGACAAUGAAGAAGGGAAGAAAGGUCAAAGUGUAAUUAAAGAGAUUAACAGGGUAUAAACGUGGUGAUUUAGAUGAAUACAUAAAUGGUUCAAAUUGCACCUGGAGGUGUCGACAUUGACAGCGGCGGUGUUCAGGAUAGCUGUCGGCUUCCAGCGGAGACAGAGCGGUUUCCACUGCGUUCUGCUGGAGAAGCUUAUCUAUCCGAUUGCUCCUCAGCCUACGGAAUAUCUUUACAAAAUAAACACAGCUGUUACUUUCUGCUAUUUGUGAUUAUUUCUGACAUAUAAAUGUUGUAUAUUCGGAACAUUUUUAUACAUUUGGUUAUCUGAUUUAUCUGUUUCUUUGUGGUGUUUGCGUUUGAUUUCCAGUUUUGUUUUUGAAUGAAUUCUUGGCAUACUUCACCACAAAAAGCCAUGUGCAUUUUAGAGAAUCCGUGCGAUUCUGUGUGAGCUUACAGCCGUACCUGCAUCGCUGUUCGAGGUUAGCUUCAUCACUUCAGACCAACUUGUACAGUCUAUACUAGCACACACUCACUCCUCUAGGCCUUACUGUAUAUAUGCGAGUGUUCAAUAUAACAUGAGCUCUUUCAGCAAUGUUCUAAAACAGCUUCAGAGCUCCAACAUUACUGAAGGCCAUCCAGUGUUCACAGGAUAAAGGCGGGCUCAAUGAAAAUGCUCAUGCUUUCUAACAGAUGUAAAGAUGGGGGUUCAGGGCCAAACAUAGCAGGAGGUGGCCCACACACACACACACACACUUUACACAAGGUCACUUUUGUAACUGUGUCAUACAUACAAACAUGACACAAUGCCAUUAUGAUGCUGAAUGUUAUCAAAGACUCGCAGUGACAAGUGGCAGUGAACCUUUGACUCCCGUUUAAAUGCAGUUUGUGUGAGGAAAUGAAGGAAGAUUGAUCAUUACUUGGACUCGGUCCUCUUGUAUUAUUGACGCUCUUUUGCUUAAGUUUCGAGGGAAUUAGCAAAUGAUAGAAUGACGGAAGAACUAUUGCACUGCUGUCUUCAUGUUGGCUCUUCUGCCUGUGACUGGUGUUAGUUAAAGGACACUUAUAUACGGGGGACUGCCUGACCGAGGACACACACGUGACCGAGGACACACACAUGACGGGAGGCUCCAGCAGAAGACGUCUGCUCUGCUUAAGCCAGAACUACAAAUACAGACAGGCAGCAGUGUUUCAUACGAGUUCUCCCAAUACUGCUCAAGUCCAAGUGUACAUAAUGUAGUAUUUGCUUGAUGCUAAACAGACCAAGUUAGGCAAACUGUACCUGUACAAUUGGAGCUUUUUGCAUGUGUCUUUUUAUAAUGGACAGAUGAGUUCUAUUACAGUAACCAUACAACAUUUUAAAAUCUGUUGCAGCCCGCAUGACCGAGGCUGCAGUCCAGAAGGGAUUCUGGUGUACCAUACUCAAAGUUUCAAAUGAAGGAGAAAAAAAAAAAAAUCUGAAAAAACGAUUGCACAGUUAUCGAGUUAAAAUACUUUUUUUGUAAAUUGUCAACAGCACAAAUAUUUUGUAUUGUUGUUUGUACCAUUUUGUAAGAAAAUGAAAAGAAAAGAAAAAAUAGGGAAAGAGUCUGUUGUUUCGAGCGUGUGUUUAUAGUGCCACUGCAAUCUUGGUUUCCAAAUACCGUACAGUAUGCGCAGCCUUGCAGAUCAACCUUGUAAUAUAGCUGCUGAGCUGGAGACCCCUGUCAGCACCAUGUGUUAUAAAUAAAAUGUCCCCUCCUUAUAAGAA
Messenger RNA from Trematomus bernacchii (emerald rockcod), 7068 nucleotides. RefSeq names its product cadherin-4-like. The record is from RefSeq and is a predicted model, not a curated record. Gene Ontology annotation, biological process: calcium-dependent cell-cell adhesion; homophilic cell-cell adhesion; multicellular organism development. Gene Ontology annotation, cellular component: plasma membrane; catenin complex; adherens junction. NCBI's taxonomy places the organism in Eukaryota, Metazoa, Chordata, Actinopteri, Perciformes, Nototheniidae. Gene Ontology annotation, molecular function: calcium ion binding; cadherin binding.